Molecule: messenger RNA, 1352 nt
Organism: Clarias gariepinus (North African catfish)
Lineage: Eukaryota; Metazoa; Chordata; Actinopteri; Siluriformes; Clariidae
Gene: eif4ea
Product: eukaryotic translation initiation factor 4ea
Exons: 8
Coding region: 70-720 (216 amino acids)
Biological process (GO): translational initiation
Cellular component (GO): eukaryotic translation initiation factor 4F complex; cytoplasm
Molecular function (GO): translation initiation factor activity; RNA 7-methylguanosine cap binding
Source: RefSeq, a predicted model, not a curated record
CUUGUCGCGGUGCGGGUGUUGAUUUGAGACACAGCCCGGACUCGGGUUCCUCCAGUACAGAGUCAGAAGAUGGCGACGGCUGAACCGGAAGUGACCCCGAAUACAGAGAAUUCAGAAGAAGAGCAGAGUGAUGUGAGCGGCCAAGAAGUUGUGAGUCCUGAAGAUUACAUCAAACAUCCGCUACAAAACAGAUGGGCUCUGUGGUUCUUCAAGAACGAUAAAAGUAAAACCUGGCAAGCCAACCUGCGACUUAUCUCCAAGUUCGACACGGUGGAAGACUUCUGGGCGCUUUACAAUCACAUCCAGCUUUCGAGUAACCUGAUGUCGGGAUGUGAUUACUCACUGUUUAAGGACGGAAUCGAGCCCAUGUGGGAGGACGAGAGGAAUAAACGUGGCGGACGCUGGCUCAUCACUCUGACCAAACAGCAGCGCAGAGCCGAUUUAGACCGCUUCUGGCUCGAGACGCUCCUGUGUCUGGUGGGCGAGGCGUUCGACGAUCACAGCGAUGACGUGUGCGGCGCCGUCGUCAACAUCCGAACCAAAGGAGACAAAAUCGCCAUAUGGACGACAGACUACGAGAACAAAGACGCCAUCAUGCACAUAGGGCGUGUGUAUAAGGAAAGGUUAGGCGUUCCAGCUAAAGUCAUCAUUGGGUACCAGUCUCACGCAGACACGGCCACGAAGAGCGGCUCCACAACCAAGAACAAGUUUGUCGUCUAAAAACUGCAGUGGUCCUGUUAAAAUAAAUAAAGAAACAAAAUGAAAAAUCACCCUAAAAUUUAAUCUAACAGCAAAGUUGGCGAAUCAAAACCAGAUGUGUACAAAUUCUCAGUCGUUCAUUCAUUAUAUAAAAACCUGAUGUCUUAUACAGCUGUACAGUUUAUAAAUGCUAAACCAUUUGAUUGUUUUUUUCUCUCUCUCUUUAUACCCACUCAUUUUUUAAGGCAUUAUUGUGUAUUAUUACUUUUGAAAUGAGUCUCAUUGUGUUAUUGUUUUUUAAAAGAAAAACUUUUGUUAAUUUUUUUAGUUACAUUUAGAAGUUUUGGCGAAUACUACACUUUCAAGCUAAUUUAUUUCUGAUUUGUUUGUUUUUUUUCUUUUCAUUUGCAUUUUUAGUUUAUUUUAGACUGAUAUUAAUUUGGGUGUUAUUUGUUAUAACGCAUUGCAGUUUUGUUUACUUUUUUUUUGCCGUGUUAUACAUCUGUGUGUGAAUUUUUGUUGUGUUUCACUGAUAAGAUUGUUAUAAAAAAAAGUGAUUUACAGAAACAAACAAAAAAUAAAUAAAGGUUAAAAUUAAUUGUAUGAGCAUUGUAUAAGAGAUGUGUGUAAAUAAAUUUGUACAGUGCAUUGUC